This is a messenger RNA of Schistocerca americana (American grasshopper), 719 nucleotides long. Its product is annotated as probable peroxisomal membrane protein PEX13. The transcript is spliced from 5 exons. Bases 70 to 615 code for a protein of 181 amino acids. The record is from RefSeq and is a predicted model, not a curated record. Lineage: Eukaryota; Metazoa; Arthropoda; Insecta; Orthoptera; Acrididae.
ACAACGGCCGCGGCGUGCCCGCGCAACCAGACGCUACCCACCCUGCAGCGAAGCGAGGAUCGCCGCAGCAUGCGGGCCCUGUUCGGUCUCCCAGCGCUCUGCCUGCUGGCCGUCGCUAGCGCAGACUUGUCCCCGGAAGCGGCAGGGACGCCUGGCGCCGCGUCGCCGUCUGCGUUGCUCGCGUCUGUGCCUCAAGGUAGCCAGGCACCUGCCGGCGGCUACGUGGGACACGGACCGCUACUAAGCGCCCUGGUCGGCGCAGACCCCUUGCAAGGAACAGAAUCAAAUGCAGACGCAGGAAUUUCGCGACCGAAACGCACGUUCUGCAAGAAGUGUGGUGGCUACGGAGGCUACAAAGGCGGCUAUGGUGGCGGCUAUGGUGGUGGCUACGGCGGUGGUUACGGGGGCGGUGGCCUGGUGAUCCCAGUGGUCGUCACGGUGCAGAAGCGGCCGUCCUCCGGGUACGGGUACCAUCCCGGUGGCGGCGGUGGUGGCGGCUACUGCAACGUGUGUGGGGGCGGUGGGGGCGGCGGCUACUACCCCUCCGGCGGCUCCUUCAGCCAGUCUUCCAGCUCCAGCCAGUCUUCCAGCUACGCGUGGGGUCGAAGAAAAUGAGGCGCCGACACCACUCACGAGCAGCUCGCCACGAUGCUACGAGUAACUGUCUGGUGAUGCUCUGCUCCUCGAAAGAGUUUUUCAUCGUGUUAUAUCUGGCUGAC